AUGGCUGACCUCUUUAACAACCUGCUAGUACUGCUUUUUGUUUCUCAAAACAUCUGUCUGGGUUUCAGAAGGCCACCUUCUGUCUUCAAGAGGUACAAAGAUACUACCAGGUCUUUUUCCAGUGAAUACCUUGGAAGUGACCAGCCAGUGAUUUCACUUGGUCUGUCAGAUUUUGCACUGGACAUUCGUAUGCCUGGUGUGACACCUAAGCAGUCCGAUACCUACCUCUGCAUGUCAGUACCCCUGCCAAUAGAUGAUGAAGCAUAUGUAGUUGACUUUAAGCCUCAUGCCAGUAUGGACACUGUCCAUCACAUGUUACUCUUUGGAUGCAAUGAACCCUCUUCUACUGAAAAUUACUGGGACUGUGAUGAAGGAACAUGCAAAGACAAAUCUAAUAUUUUGUAUGCUUGGGCAAGAAAUGCGCCACCCACCAGGCUACCCAAAGGUGUUGGAUUCAGAGUUGGAGGAGAAACAGGUGGCAGAUUUUUUGUGCUCCAGGUGCACUAUGGGGAUAUUAGUGCAUUUAGAGACAAACACAAGGACUGCUCUGGUGUAUCUUUACAUCUGACACAUCAGAAGCAGCCUUUGAUUGCUGGAAUGUAUCUUAUGAUGUCUGUGAACACUGUAAUACCGCCAGGUGAGAAAGCGGUUGAUGCAGACAUUGCCUGCCAUUACAAGAGGUUUCCAAUGCAUCUUUUUGCCUACAGAGUUCAUACACACAGAUUAGGUAAAGUAGUGAGUGGAUACAGAGUGAGAAAUGGUCAAUGGACAUUGAUUGGUAGACAGAGUCCACAACUGCCCCAGGCAUUCUAUCCGGUAGAACGUCUUGUGGAUGUUAGCUAUGAUGAUAUCCUAGCAGCUAGAUGUGUGUUCAGUGGUGAAGGCAGAACUACAGAGACGCAUAUAGGGGGAACAGCCAAUGAUGAAAUGUGUAAUUUUUACAUUAUGUACUAUAUGGAAGCCAAGCAUGCAGUCUCGUAUAUGACCUGCACACAGAAUGCAAACCCUGAGAUGUUCAGAAAUAUACCACAGGAGGCAAAUGUUCCUAUUCCAAUCAUGUCUGAUAUGCUAAAGAUGACACAUGGACACCAUGAAGAAACCAAGGAUAGUGAUAAAAGUUCUUUGCUGCAGCAAGUCAAAAAAGAAGAGGAAGAGAUUUUGGAGCAGGAUUUCCACAUAGAAGAAGCUGUGGAGUGGCCUGGGUUAGACCUCAAACUUGGUCAAGUUUCUGGGUUGGCUCUGGAUGCUGAAAAUAACUUAGUUAUCUUCCACAGAGGUGACCAUGUUUGGGAUGAAAAUUCUUUUGACAGCACAUUUGUUUAUCAACAAAGAGGACUUGGACCAAUUGACCAGAACACAAUUCUUGUCCUGAAUCCAAAUAAUGCAAAACUGCUUCAUUCCUUGGGCAAAAGCCUAUUUUAUUUACCACAUGGUUUGAGCAUGGAUAAAAAUGGUAACUACUGGGUCACUGAUGUAGCUCUCCAUCAGGUUUUCAAACUGGGACCAGAUAGCAAAGAACCGUUACUGACCUUAGGAAUCGCUUUGCAACCGGGCAGUGACAAAAAUCAUUUCUGUCAACCAACUGAUGUGGCCGUGGAUCCAAACACUGGCAGCAUUUAUGUCUCUGAUGGCUACUGUAACAGCCGAAUCAUUCAGUUCUCUCCGAAUGGAUUGUACGUGAUGCAGUGGGGAGAAGAGACUUCUUUAGGCAGAGCCAAACCUGGACAGUUCCAUAUCCCUCACAGCUUAGCUCUGAUCCCCGACUUCAGUCAGCUGUGUGUUGCUGACAGGGAAAACAGUCGAAUUCAGUGCUUCAGGUUAGAGACUGGGGAGUUCAUAAGAGAGAUCAAGCACAAGUCAUUUGGAAGAGAGUUGUUUGCAGUUUCCUAUGUUCCAGGUCUCCUCUUUGCAGUUAAUGGAAUGCCUUACCCUGGAGAGUCAGAGCCAGUGCAAGGAUUUGUGAUGAACUUCUCUACUGGAGAAAUAAUUGAUACUUUUACUCCACUUAGAAAGAGAUUUGAGAUGCCACAUGAUGUUGUUGCUUCAGAAGAUAAAACAGUAUUUGUUGGAGAUGUUCAUGCCAGAGCAGUGUGGAAGUUUGCAUCCACAGAAAAAAUGGAACAUCGGUCAGUUAAAAAGGCUGGUAUUGAGGUACAGGAAAUAAAAGAAUCAGAAACAAUUGUAGAAGGCAGAUUGAAAAACAACCCAGAAUCAACAGACCCUGUAAAGAAGCAGGAAAAACAACAUUUAGUCCAACAACACACCAGCACUGGCGUUUCAUUUGUUCUUAUUACAACUCUUCUAAUUAUCCCUGUUGGUGUCCUGCUGGCAAUUUUAUUAUUUAUUCGGUGGAGGAAGACAACUGUCUGUGGAGGUGAUGGGGAACACAAACUUCAUUCAAGUUCAGGAAUAAUUUUAGGCAGACUUAGAGGGAAAGGCAGUGGUGGCCUUAACCUUGGGAACUUUUUUGCAAGUCACAAGAGCUACAGUCGAAAAGGGUUUGACCGAGUGAGCACUGAAGGCAGUGAUCAAGAAAAAGAUGAAGAUGAAGGCACAGAUUCAGAGGAAGAGUGUUCACCUCCACCCCCACCAGCACCUUCAUCCUCCUGAAACCAGCCUUUAAGUUCUCCAUUAUACAAUUCAACCCAAAAAGUCAUAUUCCUUUUCCCUUAAGCACGUUUAAGAUUUUGUGUAUUUAAUUGUAAACUGUACUAGUCUGUGUGGGGCUGUACACUGGUUCCUUAAUUUUUGUUUGGUUUUAGUUCUGUUUUUUAAGUAGAGGAGUGUAUGAAAGUUCCAUAUCAGUGCUGUUGUUUUUUAUGUGAGCAUCUUAAUAAAGCAAAGUCUCUAAUCGCAGCACUGAUUUAAAGCAGUAGUAUUUUCUCAUUUUAAACUGGGGAUCUUGUAAAUAAGUCAUACUAUCUGCUUCAUCAAAAUAUUUUUCCUGUAACUAUUCAGUUGCCAAUUUCUGUUUUGUGCCUUUCCUCUUCAAUGUCCUUAACCUGUUGCAGUACAGAGAAAAUACAGUGCCACAAGAAAAUAAAGCUGCUAAAUCUUCUUCUAUUUUUUUAAAAUCACUAACAUUAUAUUGCAUUGAAGGAAAGAAAAAAGUCUCUAUUUAAUUUUUUUUCUUCUUCCAAACUUGAUGUGUUUCUGGGAUGUCUUAUUUUUAGAUGGUAUCACUGUUAGAACACUAUUUUCAGAAGCUGAAUGUAAUUUGUGUAAUAAAGUAUUUGCAAAGCA
This is a messenger RNA of Nestor notabilis (Kea), 3243 nucleotides long. It is a transcript of the gene PAM, whose product is annotated as peptidylglycine alpha-amidating monooxygenase. Bases 1 to 2610 code for a protein of 869 amino acids. Gene Ontology annotation, cellular component: extracellular region; membrane. Gene Ontology annotation, molecular function: copper ion binding; protein binding; peptidylglycine monooxygenase activity. Lineage: Eukaryota; Metazoa; Chordata; Aves; Psittaciformes; Psittacidae. The transcript is spliced from 24 exons. Gene Ontology annotation, biological process: peptide metabolic process. The record is from RefSeq and is a predicted model, not a curated record.